CAUUAGAGCGAUAAGGAGUGGAAAAAAUCGGAUUUUUCCAGAAAAAACGGUCCGCAGUAUCUGCAAUGGCCGUCUUCGAUAUAAAUAGUAAAGUGGCCCUGGUAACCGGUGGUUUAAGCGGUAUAGGCUUAACCUAUGCCCAGGAAUUAUUAAAAAAUGGCGCCAAGGGGGUCACUUUAGUUGAUCUUAACGAAAAGGCGAGCGAUAAAGUGGUGAAGGAGCUGGAAGAGGAAUUUGGCAAAAACAAGGUGAUUUUUGUCAAGGCUGACGUGAGGGAUAUCGAGGAGUUCGAAGAUGCUUUUAAGAGAACAGUUGCCACAUUUGGUAACGUGGAUAUUUUGAUUAAUAAUGCGGGGAUCUUUGACGAAAGCGAUGAGGGAUGGAGGAAGACCGUGCAGGUUAAUAUGAUUGGAGUCCUCAACGGCAUCCUUUUGGGCCUGGAAAAGUACCUCUGCGACCACAAAUCGGGCGAGGAAGGUCUAAUAGUGAACACCAGCUCCAUAGCCGGCCUGGAACCGUAUCCCUACUCUCCCAUCUACGUGGCCACCAAAUUCGCCAUACAUGGGGCCACCAUAUCCUUUGGCCACCCCGUCCAUUACGAACGUCAACACGUGAGGGUGGUGGCCGUUUGUCCGGGGGUCACCACCUCACCCUUAACCUCGACCUACCGUUACGGGGAAUAUAAGAAGGCGUAUCUCAAUAGGCCGAGGCAAACAUUGGCCGAUUUGGCUCCAGAGUUGGUGAGGGUGAUCCAGAGGGCACCCACUGGGACCGCGUGGGUCUUGGACAGUGAGCCAGCUUAUCAGUUCGUUCUUCCAGACCGUGAUUCGAUUCCUAAGAUUUAUUUGUAACCAGUUAAAUAUGGAUCGAAAGUAUGUCAAGUGACCCUUCAAAUUUCUUGGAAUUUCUUGUAGAACCCGAAAAUGCAAUAAAAAAUAAGGUGUUACAGUCAAA
Molecule: messenger RNA, 954 nt
Organism: Anthonomus grandis grandis
Lineage: Eukaryota; Metazoa; Arthropoda; Insecta; Coleoptera; Curculionidae
Product: 15-hydroxyprostaglandin dehydrogenase [NAD(+)]-like
Exons: 5
Coding region: 66-851 (261 amino acids)
Cellular component (GO): cytoplasm
Molecular function (GO): oxidoreductase activity, acting on the CH-OH group of donors, NAD or NADP as acceptor
Source: RefSeq, a predicted model, not a curated record